CUCCGCCUCCUCCGCUGCAGCUUGACUCCGUCACAACCGGCAUGUCUGCAAAGUGAGAGGCUCGAUCCAUCCUUUUUUUAGAGGCAUCAACUUGUAUUUUGUGUGCAUCGGCUUACAAACGAAGCAGGAGGCUGGCGUUAGCCCUGCAGAGGGGUUUUUUUUCCUCCUAAAUUUGGCUGAGAAAAGACUGGGACGAAGAUCCAAAUCAAGGUCCAUCCGUACCCGAUAACGUGACCGCUGAAGGAAGAGAACACAGAACUGCUUCAUCAUGAAUUUUGUAAUGAAAGCUGCACUGGGAGGAGGGCCUCCUGAUGUGGGCAAAAUGCUGGGUGGGGAGGAGAAGGAGGAGGACCCAGAUGCAGCAAAGAAAGAGGAGGAGAGGCAGGAAGCGCUGAGGCAGCAGGAGGAGGAAAGGAAGGCCAAAUAUGCCAAGAUGGAGGCUGAGAGGGAAUCGAUGAGACAAGGCAUCAGGGAUAAGUAUGGCUUGAAAAAGCGCGAGGAGGCCGAGGCAGAAGCAGCAGCCGCGGCAGAGGAGCCCGCGGCGGGCAGCUUGACCCGACCUAAGAAGGCGGUGCCAACCGGAUGUGGUGACGAAGAGGAGGAGGAGAGCAUCAUGGACACAGUGAUGAAAUACCUGCCAGGUCCGCUGCAGGACAUGCUAAAAAAGUAGUCUAGCAGCUAGCAUGCUAGCUAUUGUAGUUCACAGGUUGGCUUCAAUCCCAAACUGGCGCCAGAUUAGCAUUGUAAAUGAGUCCAAAUUGGUUUAUCUCACGUUUUAAGAAGCAACGGUGUGAAUUGCAGCAGUCAGGCUAGGCCACACGGCGCCAUUGGUCGGGUGUGACGCGCAGAGGGCCACAGACGCAAACAUUUAUGGUCUUUACUUUUUCUGUGACUACUUUUAAACUCCCUUAAAGAGCUUGAAGCAACAACGUAACGUCCUCCUUCACUUUGCUGUUCACUUUAAAUGUACAUAAAGAAUCUAGAACGAGCCUCAAGCCAGGCCAAACAACAAUCAAAUCCAAAAUAUACUGUAUACAUUUAUUAUACUGUGUGUCUGUCUCCCAAAAUAGAAAAUGUGAUGACUUGAUAAGCCAUAUUUAAAAAAAAAAACAAAAGAUUUCAAUACGUCUGUGUGCUCCUAAAGCUGCUGUUGUGUCUCUCACCUUUUUUGCACAGUGUUAACACAUUCUCUGUGAAACGUGUGUCGUCUUUCUCCCCCCCGCCUUCAAAGUGUUUGUGUAGAAAAUGUUCAAUGUGUCGGAACUUCUUAAGUCUUUGCAUGCCAUUUGUCUUGACAAGUUGUGUGACUAUGUAAAACCUCCCCCUCUCCUUUUUAAUCCUCUUCUUUGUUAUGCAAAAAUAUUAAGGCAAUAACUCCUCAGUUUGUGUGUUUUCUCAUAUCGAUAUAACCUUGAAUAAUGAUACUCAUAAGAAUAAAGCAUUUAGGAUGUUUCAUUUGCAAGGGGUUCUUUAUUGUUGCAGUUGUUAUUUAAGAAAAAAAAAAACAAAGACUGUGUUGUGCAGGUUUUGACAACAGCCAAGAGCUUUAAAAAGUCCAAUUUAUAACACAAUAGCAUAUUAUUGUUGCCAUCAUUCACCAGGAAGAGAAUCGCUAAAGACUUUUUCAGAAGCAGUAUUGACAAUUGUGAUUUUGUUUCAUGUCAAAUCGAUGGCUAGAAAUGACCACCGCAUACACUGAAGUGACAUCAUUCAAAUAAAAGUGUUUAACUGAGGUUUUAUUUAUUGUUGAAUGGGUGUGAGAACGAGCCCUCGAGGAAACAUAGACCUUCAUGAGCAAUAAGGGAUUAUUAUGUAUGUUUCUGCCUGAUAAAUCAAUAAAAAUUUAAUAUCUUGUUCAUACCAGAAAUGUUCUUUUUUUUUGUAUUAUAUUUUUUCUCUGUGCUGUUGGCGGAUGUGAAAGUAACAUAAAAUCUGAAGCAAAAUGUUAUGUAAACAGUUCCUUCGGUCUAAAAAAUAUAGGGAAAAAAAUGUUUUUAUUUCCAAAUAAUGGCAUUAAUAUUAUUUUUAAUAUAUAACCUAUAAGAAAGAUAAGAGAUAACACUUCCAUGUACAUCUACAGAAGAAAUCAUCAUAAAAAUAGGCUACUAUUAAUAUAAUCUAUUAUUAGUAGUAGUAGUAUUAAUGCAUAAUAACAAUAACUUCAACCAUAAUUAAUAUAGUUGCUCUCUAGCAGUGUAUCCCCGCAUGAUCAGUACCUGGAAGGGAUGCUGAGAACUUCCCAACAUGAAGUUACCCAGCAUACCUUGCGGGUUCUUAUUUUGCACGUGUGUUUAUUUUGAUACCCCCAUAAUCCAUGUUUUAGUUGUGUUAUAUUCUGCACUGUGAGUUGAGUCGGCAUUUGGGUUGCAUCAUGGGAUGCAGGUGUCGCUGUGGUCGGUUUACAACAUGCAACUCUUUGAUUUAACCACACGGUGUCAUUGUUUUACAUUUUUAAAUGCAUUCUAUGUCAGAUUUUGCAGAGCUGAUCCAAUAAAAAAAACAUGGUGAAUA
Messenger RNA from Doryrhamphus excisus (bluestripe pipefish), 2511 nucleotides. RefSeq names its product complexin 2a (gene cplx2a). NCBI's taxonomy places the organism in Eukaryota, Metazoa, Chordata, Actinopteri, Syngnathiformes, Syngnathidae. Gene Ontology annotation, molecular function: syntaxin binding. Gene Ontology annotation, biological process: neurotransmitter transport; synaptic vesicle exocytosis; regulation of neurotransmitter secretion. Gene Ontology annotation, cellular component: terminal bouton; SNARE complex. The record is from RefSeq and is a predicted model, not a curated record.